This is a messenger RNA of Podospora pseudocomata, 1185 nucleotides long. RefSeq names its product histone acetyltransferase. Gene Ontology annotation, cellular component: histone acetyltransferase complex. Gene Ontology annotation, biological process: chromatin remodeling; positive regulation of transcription by RNA polymerase II. The transcript has 2 exons. The coding region runs from base 1 to 1185 and encodes 394 amino acids. Gene Ontology annotation, molecular function: histone H3 acetyltransferase activity; protein binding. The record is from RefSeq and is a predicted model, not a curated record. NCBI's taxonomy places the organism in Eukaryota, Fungi, Ascomycota, Sordariomycetes, Sordariales, Podosporaceae.
AUGGCUAAGGACACGAAGCGCAAAGCGACCGACGAACCGACCUCUCCCACGGCGGCGAAGCGCGUCAAGGUCGACGAGUCAGUCGAGCCCGAGAAGAAGCCCCUCAAGGUUCCGGCAAUCCCCUUUCCGGAAAAGCCAGCCGUAAUCGAAGAGCGCAAUGGCGAGAUCGAGUUCCGAGUGGUCAACAACGACAACGAGCGCGAGAGUCUUAUUAUCCUUACCGGCCUGAAAUGUAUCUUCCAGAAGCAGCUCCCGAAAAUGCCCAAGGACUACAUUGCGCGCCUCGUGUACGACCGAACCCAUUUGUCGAUAGCCAUUGUGAAGAAGCCUUUGGAAGUGGUAGGAGGCAUCACGUACCGGCCGUUCAAGGGCCGCAAGUUUGCCGAAAUCGUAUUCUGCGCCAUCUCUUCGGAUCAACAAGUCAAAGGCUACGGCGCGCAUUUAAUGUCUCAUCUUAAAGAUUAUGUGAAGGCGACCUCGGAUGUGAUGCACUUCCUGACUUACGCUGAUAACUAUGCUAUUGGCUAUUUUAAGAAACAAGGGUUUACGAAGGAAAUCACGCUCGACAAGUCAAUAUGGAUGGGUUAUAUCAAGGACUAUGAAGGGGGUACCAUCAUGCAGUGCACCAUGCUGCCACGUAUCCGGUACUUGGAGAUGGGUCGCAUGCUGCUCAAGCAAAAAGAAUGUGUCCAGGCUAAGAUUCGGGCCUACUCAAAGUCGCACAUCAUUCACCAACCACCAAAGCAAUGGCAGAAGAACGGCGUUGCCCCGAUAGACCCCUUGUCGAUAGAAGCCAUCCGCGCCAGCGGUUGGUCUCCCGACAUGGACGAACUUGCCCGCCAGCCCCGCCACGGUCCGAACUACAACCAGCUUUUGCACCUCCUCAACGAUCUCCAGAACCACCAGUCUGCCUGGCCGUUUUUGAUGCCCGUCAAUAGAGAUGAGGUGGCAGAUUACUACGACGUGAUCAAGGAGCCGAUGGACCUCUCGACAAUGGAGACCAAGCUCGAGGCCGACCAGUACGCCACGCCGGAGGACUUCAUCAAGGACGCCAAGCUGGUGUUUGACAACUGCAGGAAAUACAACAACGAGACGACCCCGUACGCCAAGUGCGCGAACAAGCUGGAGAAGUUCAUGUGGGCGCAGAUCCGUGCUAUCCCGGAGUGGUCACAUCUCGAGUCUUAG